Molecule: messenger RNA, 6518 nt
Organism: Mus musculus (house mouse)
Lineage: Eukaryota; Metazoa; Chordata; Mammalia; Rodentia; Muridae
Gene: Spata31f1a
Product: spermatogenesis associated 31 subfamily F member 1A
Exons: 4
Coding region: 2488-6375 (1295 amino acids)
Cellular component (GO): membrane
Source: RefSeq, a predicted model, not a curated record
GAAAAUGAUCUAAAUACAGAACUCUAAACUCACCAAUAUAGGCUAAAUAAUAGAACACUUUCUCCAAAUACAAAAGGAGUGGACAUUAUGAAUGUUAAUUAUUACACCAUAGAUUUCAUAAUUGUUCUUACUAUACACACUUUAUUGUUGUAAGAAAAGUAGUCUUUUUAUUCAUACAAAAGAGGGAAAUGUAGGGAACUGAUCUGGCACUGCUAUCUAUUCAAAUGCUAAAUACUGACCCCCAAGAUCUGGUUGCCUUUGGUGAGGAGAACCUCAGGUGUGAGGAGAUCUUCAUGAACACAAAAUGAUGCUAUGUAACCUUGCUUCCCAAGUUAAUUGAUUAAUAAAAGGCUAAAACCUGUGAUUGGGCAGUUGAUAGAGGUAGGUGCGUUUUCAGCUACCUGGCUUGGGGUCACAGGUAGGGAGAAAACGGAGAAGAAAGGACACACAGAGAAGAGGAGGCCACCAUGAGAGUGGAUGGACCACGAGCAGAUGGCCCGGAGAAAUGGCAAAUAACAAGGGACAUAUGGCUGGGAUGUUAGAAUAACUCCAAACCUGCCCAAUCUAGGCUCACAGCUUGUUAAUGAAAUACAAGGAUUGUAUGUCUUUUGUACAGGCUAGCUAGAAUAUGUAAUUCCUUUUAUAAGCAAACAUAAGAAUUGCUUAGCAGUCUAGGACUCUGCUUGGCUUGGGCUAUGCACACAUACCACACUCCAAACAAUAUGCCUAUGCAAUCUGUAAGGAACCUAGGACUCCCAUUUGUAUUGAGCUAUGCACACAGCCAUCUCUAAAGAAUUGAGGGCUGGAGAGAUGGCUCAGUGGUUAAGAGCACCGACUGCUCUUCCGAAGGUUCUGAGUUCAAAUCCCAGCAACCACAUGGUGGCUCACAACCACCCAUAAUGAGAUCUGACUCCCUCUUCUGGUGCAUCUGAAGACAGCUACAGUGCACUUAGAUACAAUAAUAAAUAAAUCUUAAAAAAUAUUUUAAAAGAAUUGAAUAAGUUGUUCCACUCUUAACAACCAUUGAACUUGGACAGUUUCUAUUCAAAGAUGUUUCAACUACAUCUUGUAAGAGGAUAGUAAGAUUGAUAUUACCUGAAUUAAUUUUGGGUGCAUGGGUAACAAGAUGAAAGUAUGUACUCUGGGUGAACUUUUAGGGAGUAAACCCCUAUUUGCCAUCUUAUGCCUAUGUAUAAUUGGGUACACAUAUCAAAAAUCAGGUGCAUUAUGGAAAGAACGUGCACCGUAGGAAAGAGGUUAUUAUGCCCAGAUCCGAGGGUCCCCAAAGACCACUAGGAGUUGAACUCUAGUAUGCAAAGACAAAGAGUCUUUAUUCAAGCUCUAGCUUGGACCCUCAGGCCCCUCUGAUGAGCAAGGUAGCACAGAAGGCCCCAAGCAUCUAAGGUUCAGCCCUUUUAUUUCAGUUACAGCAGGGUGAGUGGCUUAUCAGCUUGGCAGUUACAUGAUUGGUUAACAAUUAUUUCAGUUGGCUUAAAGAAUCUAUAUCUAUCUAUAACGUCUGGAACAUUAGGUAUUUUCCUGCUGGUGAACCAUGUUUAGGGUGGUUCCUUCCUGGAAUAGUUUGUGGUUUUCUCAGUAAUUAGGGUUGAACCUGAGGAUAGGGCCUAGUGUAUAAUAAAAUGGAAGCCUGGUUACAAGAUGGAGUUUGUCUUGUCAAGUUGGGGCCCUUCAAGGUUACAUAACACUCUGUCAGUCUAGAUAAAGAAUCACCUAUGCAACCUUUAGCAACCAAAUUCCUCCUUCUCUUAAUUCCAUAAAAGGAAAUGCCAGACAGUCCUUGGGGACCUUUAGUCAGUGGCCCACGGUCACUAUUUUAACCACAUUCCUUCUUUCUCUUCUAUACUAUCACUUUGCUUUGGAUACAAUUUUGUACUUUGCAAAUCUGUAUCUGAUCAUUUCAAUGCUGUGAAUAAGAUGUCAUGAACCUGGCAGCACUAAGCCCAGACUCUGACCACCAGGAACAACUACACAGCUGUGAAGAAAAGAACCAAGCCAACGGGCUGGUGGAGAGGGGUGGGUGGGUACAGGGAAAAUGGAGAGCAGGUCCUGCUUGUGAAUGUGACAUUCAUGACCUUUAAAGAUAACCAUGUCUCUAUCCUCUGCUGUAGACUGAAUUACCACACAAGCUUUCUUGAUGGAAUAGAGGUCUUUGUGAUGCAGUCUGGUGGCCUGAUUCUAUUCUCUGUGACAUGCACAUGUCAAGGCUUGGCCCUGGGAGCUAUUAGGCACAUGGACUCUGAAUGUCCUAAGAGUAGGAUGGCUGGUCUCCUCAUGCUGAUGAGGUGCAGAGCAUGCUGAGCACUAUGUGCUUUCUGUGGGACACUGAAUGUCCCUUGUAUGUCUAUUUCUGCAUCUUCAUCAUUGUCCUAAUUGUCUGGCAAGUGUGUCAGAAUUACCAAGGAUUGAAGUGCGAAAAUAGAAGAAGCUGCUGUCGGCGUCAUCAAAAAGUCAGGCAAAGGGCUAAAGAUGCAGCGUCAAGAGGGGACAGUGCGUUGUAAAUGGUGGUGCUCUACCCAGACAAGGCACAGAGCACCAAGUCUAGGAGCUCAGCUUCCUGUUACUGUAGAAUCCCAUAUAACACUGUGUCCUGAUUCCUCAGCCAGGGGACUUUCCCGAGAAGAAGAUGAGAAGCCAUGCGAGCUGCUCUCUAUCAUGAAAAGCCAAAGCUGGGUCCCCAAGCAGGGAAAUGUGCGGCAGCUCCUGUGUUUAGAUCCCAGCUGCCAAAUCUGUGAGGCUACGACUCUAGAGAUUCGGCAGUUGCUGCAGAGUGAGAAAAGCCAGAUCUCCCCUGCCUUGUUGGGACUGCCACAGAGCCCCGCUUGCCUGGAGAUGCCCAUAUCCAGUGAGUCUUUUGAAUGGAAUCAGGAUUUUUACUCCAGGUACUCCACAAACUCUCCAGUGGUGCCGGGAAACCAAACACUCACACAGCUAACAGAAGAGUUAACAGGGUCUAUCAAUGCAGAUGGUGCCCCGCUUUGCUGGACUGAUCCCCUCCAGGUAGGACAGGAAUUUCAUCUGGCAGACAUGCCCAUGGCCUCUGAGACACUGGUUUCUCCAGGGCUUGAGGAGCCAGUGGUUUUAAUGAAUGAGGAAGACACAGUGCACAGCAAUUUAAACUAUAUCCAGCAGCUCCAAGACCAUGAGGCAUUGAACUCACAGGUUCCUUUUCAGACCCUGACCCCACAGCUUACUGUCACACAUCCUAUGGCUGUGUCGAUUGUCACCGAUGCCCCGCAGCCAUUCCUCAGUCCCGAAGUAUUAAGGCUUUUGGAGAUACAUGUGAAAAAACUGAUGCAUUUCCAACGGUGGGGGCUCCCCAGACGUGUAGAGGAGUCCCUAAAGCAAUUCAUGCCAAACCCACCAGUGUAUCUCCGGCCAGAACAUAACCAACCAGUUUCAUUUAUCCUGAAUACUAGCUCUCAAGACUGUGUUCAUAGGUUUGAGGGUAUUUCGCCCGAGACCUGGUACUCAUAUAUGGACGGACAACCUAUCCAGACCUUUUGGGUUUCUGAGUGGUCUAGUGGUGACCAAGGACAAAGACUAUCCUGCAAACCAAUCCCUAGCCUUGUGGAAAAGCCCUUACUCACUCCUGACUAUGAACUUUUACAUGACCUCUGUCUAUCGCCUGAGGGACAAGUUGAUGGCUCCCAGAGCAAUCUUCAGAAGAAAUUCACUCAGUUAUUCUGCGGUCUCCCUUCUAUGCAUAGUGAAUCCUUGGGGUCCACCUUCUUGUGCACUCAAGGUGUCUCCAAGAAUACACUCAAACCCCCCUACAAAGAGCCUCAUUUCUUGAAGGUGUCCCCACCUAUCCCCUUACCUGAGGCAGCCCCGCCCCCUUCUUCAACUUCUCCAAAUGAGUCUUUGGAUGAGCCUCAAAGAGCUCAGAUCGGUGGUGUUCCAUUUCUGACUCUGUCGGAAUGUAAAACUUUGGAGUGGCAUCUUCUACAAAGACAGCUUCAGCUUCAGUGGGGCCUGUCGGCUGUCAUCGCUAGACCUCCACGUGUGCAGAGCCACACGCAGUAUAAGCAUAAGCCGUGGAAUAAAGCCAAGCCACGUGAGACUUUAAAAUUUUUCGGGCCAGGAAAACCCUUCUCAGCUUUCACCAGAGAGCUUUUCUUCAUCCCUCAGCACGCGCGCAAGCUGCUGGAAUUCCACCUGCAGAAGCGGCUGAUUCACCUUCGCUGGGGGCUGCCCCAGAGGAUCCAGCGCUCCAUAAAUAUGCUGCUCUCCUCAACAGACCCGCAGUCCCUGCCCUGCGGUGGCAGUAGGCUACCUAAUGUGAGCAUCUCACAGCCAGGGAAACCAGAGGCCUAUGGGUCUGGUGAUACGUUCUUACCCACAGCGGGCAAAGGAACAACCCCCAUGCCACACUUGUUUGCCAAGGCACAGGAAAUGUUGAAAAGCCAUUUUGAUACCAAAUGUGAACAGAUCCGGGAGGGCAAGGUCCCGGCCUGUGUCCAAAGCGCCUGGAAAGGCAGAAUUCCUGGGGAUUUGGCAGCAGGGACUUUAUUCCCAAACAUUCCACAAGGUCAGCCCCUGGAGCUUCAGGCAGAAAACAACCCUGACCUACAUCAAGAAGCUGUUUCCUGGAAACCAAUGGACCUUGACCAGGAGGCUCAGGCCUUUUCAGGUGUUUUCAUUGAACACUGUAGGCGACCCCAAGCCCUGUCUGAGGAAACCAUUAAGAAACUGGAGACAACUCUGAGACAUAAGUAUUUGGCCUUCCUGUCAGGCCUGCAGGCCCUUUACUGCAUGGCCCCAACUAAAGCAACAUCCCCAACUGUUGACCAAUCUGUAAUCACAACUAUGCCCUGGUCUGUCAAAAGCCCACAGAAGCCCCUAUCUCAGAAGUCUCCACUUGAAGCCCUAUGCCUGAGUGGGCUUGAGCCCUGUACUCAAGAUGACAAGGAGACUUCUGCAAACAUUGCAGAAGAGUUCCAGCAUGGAGCUCAGGGGCAUGGAAGGACAGAGAAGGUGCCUCCAGAGAGACAGCCUCUCCUGAAUAGACCCUACUCAUUAGACACAGAGAUCAUGGAGAGAGUGAGUUUCUACCUGAAAAGGAAGGCUCUGGAUAUAAAGUUGGGAAUUUCUCUAAAAGAGAGUGUGUUCCAAGAGCCAACUGCAACAGACUUGGAGAGUGAAUCUGUUCAGGAGCCUCUCAGGAGUCCACGGGAAAGCACACUGCUACAGGGACCGCCCACCUUAUGUCACGUUCCUGUAGCCCCAGAUCCAGAUAAGGUCUGCCUUAAACAGCCAGCUACUGCAGUGCAGGUUGUGUUUCAGGAGCAAAACCAACCGAGUUCCAGAGCAGUGCCCCAUAGAUCUGCCCGGCAGGGCUCACAAGUCCACAGGAAUAUGAUGGAGGCCCAAGUGCACUAUGUUCAGAUGGGGACCGGUGGGGAAAUGCUGAACCUAGGGGAACCCUUUAGCACUGAGUCCCAAAGCCCAGGCAAGAGUAAGUCAGGCUAUGUCCCUACAGUGGCAGGCAAGAGAAAAAUCCCAGGGAAACCCAAGGUCGUGGGGGACCUUGGAGAAGGGGACGCAGGUCUUGGAUUUUCCCUGGUCAGUCUAAAGACACGCCAGGAUGGAGAGCAGGAGAAGAGGCUCCUGCACAGACAACUCCAGGGCUCCUCACUACAGGCCCAAACCUUUCAUCUUGAGGGUGCCUGUCCACACAGCCCCCAGGAGUCCCCUGAGCUCCAGUUCGCAGAUCCACCUCCAGAAGUCUUCAUGGAGACAGACUCUGAGCAGGACAUGGAAGACAGUCAAAGCAAGGAAUCCAUUGUCCCAGAACCUGCGAGGACUGCUAAAGCCCCCCAGCCUAUGCUCUCCCGGGCUUCCCAGGGCCUUCCUUUCCCACGCUCACCAACUCAGAGAAAGCCUUCUCAGGGCCAACCUGGUCCAGGUCACGUCCCACCAGGGCAUGCAACGCCAGCCUCUCCCUACACGAGACCCAGCCGCCUUCCAGAGGCUGGCUUGAAAAAUAAAAUGAAAUUAUUUUUUCAUUCAAUUAAACUCAAGAUGAAGAGCAAAGCACACACGGAGCCAUCCACGGUCUCUACACCUGGAAAGGUGGCCAAAACCAGUAAAGAAAAUAUUGAUAGGGGUCUGCCUCAAGCCAAGAGCCCCACCAAGAAAACAAAGCCAGAGGACUUCAGAGGGCCCAAGGCCCAGUUUUCUUCUUCUGAGAAGUCAGUAGUUGGCCCCUGUCUAACUCCUUCCUAUAUUCUAGACAGUAAGUUCUGGCCUCGACCUCGACGAGUUGGCUCUGUCUCAGUACUAGGCCACUCUUACCAUUGCCCUCGGCACUGUCCUAGGUUGGCUUAUGCCAAUCAACAGAGAAACCCACCCUAGGUCCCAGGGUUCACAUCAGAAAUGUUGUUCUGUUAAUGGACCCCCUCCUUUGUAUCCUUUAAAGAGAACGAUUAUUGUUAUUUUCUCUAAUGAACAGGUGGAUUAAGGAGCCACCCAUAAUAUAUUCUGUACCUGUAAACCAA